AUGUCAGAUGAGAACAACAGAUAUUCUCCCUCAUCCCAGCCAGCUGAAGACAUCAAGACCAAAAUCAAGAACUACAAAACCGCCCCCUUUGACAGCCGCUUCCCAGACCAGAAUCAGACCAGGAACUGUGGGCAGAACUAUCUGGACUUCCACCGCUGCGAGAACGCAAUGACCGCAAAGGGGGGUGGUGUCUCCGUGUGUGAGUGGUACUGGCGUGUAUACAAGUCCCUCUGCCCCAUAUCAUGGGUCUCAGUCUGCGAUGACCGCAGAGCAGAAGGCACAUUUCCUGGGAAGAUCUGA
Messenger RNA from Chionomys nivalis (European snow vole), 300 nucleotides. Its product is annotated as cytochrome c oxidase subunit 6B1-like. Gene Ontology annotation, cellular component: mitochondrial inner membrane; respiratory chain complex IV; mitochondrion. The transcript has 2 exons. NCBI's taxonomy places the organism in Eukaryota, Metazoa, Chordata, Mammalia, Rodentia, Cricetidae. The record is from RefSeq and is a predicted model, not a curated record. The coding region runs from base 1 to 300 and encodes 99 amino acids.